CUCAAUUACAUUCGUUGCCUUGCUGCUACUUGGUUUAUAGCAACCUCAGGCUGCGUGAAAGUCUCAGUAGCAUGGAGAUUCGUAAUUUUGCAUCAAAGAUAUUCGAUGCUCACAUGAUACGCACGUGAGCUGAAGCUUCUGGUGCAGAUUGCUUGGCGAGAUAAAGUUGAUCCCAACCUCAGCUUCAAAGCAUAAGCCACGGCAUCAUCCAUCACAGCAAGACACCCGCUCUCUUGUCUCUUAUUCCCACGACCUAGACUCCCCUGUUCUGAGACAAAGAAGACCCCUUUUCCCUUGGUUGCUCCUGGACCUGCCACGGAUGAAAGACAUCUCUUCUCGGGAACUUCUACCUUCUGGCCGAGGAGGUGAAGGUACUUUACUAUGUCGGAAGCACUCUGCCUCUCUUUCCUACAUCUCCUCACAAUCAUGCAUCUUUCAUUCCAUCCGAGGCUUGAAGCCUUCCAAGACUACUGAUCGGUCAGGAUAAUUCUCAAAGCGGGGAAGUACGGUCCUCUCAAGUGUCCAAACACAGGCCUCCACCACAAUUCUAACCUCAUUCGCAAGAUCUCCAAACUGUGGCGUCCACAGCUUUGUAUCUUUUGCUAAAGCAUUGCCUCCACAACCCCAAUCUUCAUCAUCCUCGGUACACUAUCAGGUGGUGAUCAGUCUUGGCGAAGAAAAGAAGGCGUCCGUAGCGGCUGAUCAUGCUGUCUUGGCCGAUCAUCAUCUCCCCCGUCUGGCAGGAGCCAAGAUCGUGCGAUUCCUCCACAAAGAAUCAUUUUAACCUUAAAACCCUUUUAGGGGUCUUUGGCACGGCUCGAGGAAGCCAAGCCUGUCACUGGUUGGGGGAAAUGGGAUCAUCGCUCCCCGCUUCGUUAGGUGUUGGCAGUUGCCGCCACGAUGCCGGUAUCUGAAUAGCUUCAUUUAGCUCGGCUACUAGUACAUGACGGCUGGGAGAGAGGCACCAGGAGGCAAUGACAUGAUCUUUUGACCCGCCUGAUCUGCGAAUAUAAAAUGGCGAUGAUUUCCUUCAUGUCUUGUUCGAAUAUGAUUUCCAUCUAUUACUUCCUAUGAACCAUCGAAAUGCGUCUUAAUACCCUUCUCAAUUUCUUUGGUGCCGCAGCGCUGGUAGCCAGUGCCCCACUAGCACCAAUUGUCCAAGUUCCCAAUGUUGCAGAUAUCAUUCCCGACAAAUGGAUUGUUGUCAUGAAAGACAUUUCAGACUCUGCUUUCGCGACACAUUUAGCAAACCGCGACGCAGCUGUCGUUUCCGGAACAAAGUCAACGUUCAAUCUGGGCAGCUUCAAAGGAUACAGUGGAAUUUUCAGCCAAACUCUAGUCGAUCUCCUCACUUCAAGUCUUGAUAUCGCCUGGAUCGAACCCGACACCAAAGUCCGCACCCAAGCCCUCACAACCCAAGCCAACGCCCCUUGGGGUCUCGGCCGUAUCUCCCACCGCGCAAAAGGCUCAACAAACUACAUCUACGACACCUCCGCCGGCGCCGGAACCUACGCCUACGUAAUCGACACCGGCAUCUACACUGCUCACACCGAGUUCGAAGGCCGCGCCACCUUCGGCGCCAACUUCGCUGGCGAUGGCCAAAACGUAGACGGCAACGGCCACGGCACACACGUCGCUGGCACCAUCGGUUCGCGCGCUUACGGCGUUGCGAAGAAGACCAAUCUCAUUGCUGUCAAGGUCCUCGAUGCUAGUGGGUCUGGAGCCACUUCCCAGAUCAUCUCUGGUAUCCAGUGGGCUGUCAACGACAUGAAGAGCAAGGGACGCGUUGGGAAAUCCCUCGCGAACUUGAGUCUCGGCGGUGCUUUCUCUCAAGCCACAAACGCCGCUGUUGCAUCUGCCGUUCAGCAAGGUCUCUUCAUGGGCGUUGCUGCUGGCAAUGAUGGACGCUCUGCUGCUUUGACAUCGCCAGCUAGUGAGAGGUCUGCAUGCACCGUUGGAGCGACAGAUAGGAACGAUGCGAGAGCUUCGUACUCGAAUUAUGGCUCUGUUGUCGAUAUCUUCGCCCCUGGUACGGAUAUCCUUUCUACGUGGAAGAAUGGUCCUACGGAUACCAAUACCAUCUCUGGCACAUCGAUGGCUACGCCUCAUAUUGUUGGAUUGGGUGCUUACUUGAUUGCUCUUGAGGGUAGGAGAGCACCUGGACCAUUGUGUGAGAGGAUCAGGAGUUUGGCGACGAGGAAUGUGUUGACUGGUGUCACUCCUACUGGCCUUGGUGGCAUUCUUAACCCUGGUCUCAGUGGAACUCCAAACUUGCUUGCCUAUAAUGGCAAUGGUGCGUAAAGGCUGGGAAGUGAUGAAUGGGUUGUACCAAGUAAAUUAAAGCAUAUUGUAAUAUCGGAGAUUGUUCAUAAACAUUCAAACCUCAAUUAUCAUUCACAUUCGCG
Molecule: messenger RNA, 2405 nt
Organism: Cadophora gregata
Lineage: Eukaryota; Fungi; Ascomycota; Leotiomycetes; Helotiales; Ploettnerulaceae
Gene: SUB7
Product: subtilisin-like serine protease
Exons: 2
Coding region: 1084-2301 (405 amino acids)
Biological process (GO): proteolysis
Molecular function (GO): serine-type endopeptidase activity
Source: RefSeq, a predicted model, not a curated record